AGGGCUUUGACGUGGGGGGUAAGCAUACUGUAUCUCCUUCUCUCACACAUCAUUGGCAAUGACCCGACAGUCCGAUGAAAAUGAACGGCUUUUGGAGGCAAAUCAAACAGGGUCAAACUAUGGCUCUAUAACCAGAAGAGAAGACGCAGGAAUCUUGAAAAAGACAAUCCUUUGUGCUUCGCUUUUCACCUUUUUCGGAAUAAUGUGGGGUCACUUUUCCAGUCAAAUACCUGUCACAAAGGAAAAUUUAGGGAUAAGUGACCGACAUUUCGGUUUGCUUUUGUUGUUUGAUGAUUUAGGUGCUUUUAUAGGACAAGCUAUCGCCACUCGAUUACCGGCACUACUGCGUUCAACACUGCUUACACCUUUGAUAGGCUCUUGUGUCGUCACUGCAGUUGGUUUAUCCAACUUAUCUCGAACGCCAAAACAAUUUGGCGCAUCAACUUUGGCAAGCGGAAUUUUGGCAAGUUUUUUUGAUAUUGCGAUCAAUAUUCAAAUCGUCACACUUGGUGCAAUCACAGGUCGUGCUGAUGCACCUUUCUUUCAUGGACUCUUUAGUGGCGGGCAAUUGAUCGGAAGUGGGUUGGGAACACUUUUGACUAGGCUGGCCGUUCCGUUUGAUUUGCGUGUGAUCGGGAUGAUGAGCACGCUUGCUGUGAUAUAUUUGUUACACUUUCCAAUCGUUCGUGUGACUGGACAAAUUCGAAUUGACGAAGAUGAGAACACUGCUUCGGAUGAAACAUCACACAAUACAAACGACAACCAAAGCACACACCGACAAACGAUUCGUACACAAAUCAUCAUUCUCGCUGCUGUUGGGUUUUUCAGUUCGAUUUGCGAAGGAUCGUUGAGUGAAUGGGCAGGAAUCUACCUGAGACAGAAUCUGGGUACUUCUUUUGCCGUCGCAAAUUCUGCUGCGUUUGCCUAUUCGCUUGGAAUGACGCUUGCAAGGUUUGUGGGUACAUGGGCAGCACGUCGAAUCGGUUUGAAAGCUGUUAUGCUUUGGGGAAGUUUGAUUGCAGGUGUUGCGAUGUUUGUUGGACUUGCGUUGAACGACCAGAAUGCAUUCCUUAUUUCUUUGGUAUUUGCAGCGAUUGGUUUGGCAAAUAUCACUCCACUCUCAAUGGCAUUCUUGAGCAGUUUCGAUGCGGAUAAGCAAGCAAUAUCUGUUGCAAAGAUUUCACUAGCACAACAGAUCGGCUUUUUCGGUGGCCCAGUCGUGAUCGGAAAUGUUUCGGGUUGGGUUGGACUUCGACUUGCACUCACAAUUUUACCCUGUUCAAGUUUAGCAAUCAUGGCAUGGACAAUACCUUUAGACGUUUCAGCAAGAUAAAAAAUUAUCGCAUUAAUGUAUUAUA
Molecule: messenger RNA, 1358 nt
Organism: Meira miltonrushii
Lineage: Eukaryota; Fungi; Basidiomycota; Exobasidiomycetes; Exobasidiales; Brachybasidiaceae
Product: MFS general substrate transporter
Exons: 1
Coding region: 59-1333 (424 amino acids)
Biological process (GO): transmembrane transport
Cellular component (GO): membrane
Molecular function (GO): transmembrane transporter activity
Source: RefSeq, a predicted model, not a curated record